AUGGGUCUUCUACCCGCGCGAAACCACAAGGCGUGCUGUAACCGCUUUAUUGUGCUCAAAGGAAAGCUCUCCAAUCAGAGCAAGGAUACAACUCGAAGACUGAACCGGGGUACGGCGCACAAGGACAAGGAUUCGACAGCGAUGAUGAUGAUGAUGACAGACAGGCCGAGAACCACCAAUCACUCGAUGAAGCCCACGGGGAUGGAGCAGCAGCAGCAGCAGGAGAAGCCGCAGCAGCAGCAGGAGAAGCAGCAGCAGCAGGAGAAGCCGCAGCAGCAGCAGCAGCAGCAGCGCCAGCAACAACAGCGGUGA
Messenger RNA from Closterium sp. Naga37s-1, 312 nucleotides. NCBI's taxonomy places the organism in Eukaryota, Viridiplantae, Streptophyta, Zygnematophyceae, Desmidiales, Closteriaceae. The record is from the annotation of a GenBank genome assembly.